AUUCCACUACUACCGCCCAGGGUGGGAGUCUUCGAGUUUCGAUCACCCACGAACUUCCUUAGACGUUCGGUCUUCUCCUCGACACGUUCGUUGCUCGCGAAAGGUAUUCAGUACACUUGAAGUGGGGCGCUUCAAGUGAAACCAAACGCCCUGACUUAAAAUAGUCUCCAUCUCCGCUGUUACACAUCAGGAACCGGGACUUGAAUAUAUUAUAGCUUUCAAAAAGUUGCAUGGUGUUUUGAAUCAUGGCAAAUUUGCUGACGCUGGUCUUUAUACCAGGCGCAUGGCAUCUGCCCACGUGCUACAACAACGUCAUUCAGACAAUGGAGCAGAAACAUGGAGUACGAAGCCGUGUUGUCACAUUGAAUUCAGCAAGCGGAGAUCCGACCGCAACUUUCAAGGACGAUAUCGAUAAUGCACGCGCGAUUAUCGCUCGCGAGAUCGACCAGAAACGCGAUGUUGUUGUCAUUGCGCAUUCUUAUGGCGGAAUGGUUGGCAACAGUGCCAUCAAAGGGUUCACGCAGCCGCGCAACAGCAUUCAACUAAACUCCUCACCCAAUGCUCCGUCUGAUACCGCCAAGGGUACAAUUGCGCCAGGCCAUAGGGAGGGACAUGUUGUGGGCCUAAUACUCAUUGCAUCCGGUUUUACUUUGACCGGCCUUGCAUUCAUGGACCCCUUCCUCGGGGUACCCCCGCCGUCGUGGCGUGUAAACAAAGAGACGGGUUUUGCUGAGCUUGUCGCGCAGCCUCGCGACUUGUUCUACCAUGAUUUACCAAUAGACGAAGCAAACUACUGGGUGUCGCAGCUCCAAUCCCAAAGUCUGAAAGCACUAUUCGAGGGCGGGCAAUACGCUUAUGCGGGCUGGAAAGAUGUUCGUACGUGGUAUAUUGGCACGACUGAGGAUCGUGGUCUACCUGUCUUCGCACAACGAAUGCAAGUAGGUAUGGCUAGGGCAAUGGGUGGUAUUGUAGAACAUAGGGAGUUGCGCACCAGCCAUUCACCGUUCUUAAGCCAACCAGAUAAGGUCUCUGAUAUUAUGAUCGAAGCUAUCGAUGAUUUCGUGGGCACCGCUCAAAAAACACGCAACCGUUCGUCAGAAAGGGAUAUACUGAUCCCCAAGAUGAAUCUUUGGAAACCCGGGACAUGGGCCCGAAUCGGGUUACCACUAGCUUGUGGAGCUUUGAUUGGAAGAGCUAUCCAAUUGUAUAGCUAUUGCAGGUCGAUAUUCAGGUCAUGGAUUUGAUUAAUCGAAAGUAUAGGUAUGUAUAGUAGGGAUUCGGAGGAAUUGCGCUUCCUUGCUGCUGCUUCCUCGCAAAUCUUUGCAUUUACUGUAG
Aaosphaeria arxii CBS 175.79 is the source of this 1335-nucleotide messenger RNA. Its product is annotated as alpha/beta-hydrolase. The transcript has a single exon. Bases 246 to 1244 code for a protein of 332 amino acids. The record is from RefSeq and is a predicted model, not a curated record. NCBI's taxonomy places the organism in Eukaryota, Fungi, Ascomycota, Dothideomycetes, Pleosporales.